Molecule: messenger RNA, 1092 nt
Organism: Pygocentrus nattereri (red-bellied piranha)
Lineage: Eukaryota; Metazoa; Chordata; Actinopteri; Characiformes; Serrasalmidae
Exons: 6
Coding region: 29-805 (258 amino acids)
Biological process (GO): T cell costimulation; positive regulation of T cell proliferation; cell surface receptor signaling pathway
Cellular component (GO): external side of plasma membrane
Source: RefSeq, a predicted model, not a curated record
GAGGUAGUCUAGAAGUCACAGACGCAAAAUGGCUUUGAACUGUAUUAUGUUCUUUACUGUCUGGAUGCUCCCACUUUUACCCUGUUUCACAGCUGAAAGUAAAUGCAAAAACAAACGUAUCAGCAGCAUCAACGUAACCACUGAUCUGCAGUCUGAUGUUCUGCUGCCAUGUAACUUUGAAGUGAGCCUCCUCGGAUCAAGCCAGACUGCAGAUAUAGCAGCAGUGUGGAGUCACAGGACUAUACCAGCAGAUAAUCUAGUGGAGAUCAGUCUGCAGGCUGGAGUAAUGACCUGGAAUACCAGAGAUAAACGUAUUAAGGCGUUCCACAAACUCUCAGAAUCUGGAAACUUCUCCAUCCUCCUCCGUAAUGUACAGCAGUCUGAUCUGGGUCUCUACCGCUGUGAGCUUCAUGAGGGAAUCAACUGCAGCAUCGCCUAUCAGGAGAUAAAUCUGAUGAUUCCAGAAUCUACAAAAGCUCUUUCUGGAGGUUUUCUGAGCUUGCCCAUCACAGCCGGAGCAUUAGGAGGGGGCAUUAUUCUUCUUGGUCUACUAAUAAUCAGUUACUUCUGUGUAAAACGCAGCAAAAAUUCUACUGACAAGACAGUCUGCAAAAAUACACUUAACAACCCAAUAUAUGAUGCUGUCCUUCAACAAGAACAAAGCAGCAGAGCCAGAGAAGAGGAAGGGAUGUCAACUGAUGCUGUAGUGUAUGCCACCAUCAAGAAAGGAAAGGGAGCACCAAAAGAGAAAGACCGUGCAGAAGAGGUUAUAUACUCACACAUAGUUUUUAAUACAAAAGACUAAAGACAUCUGCACAUAAUAGUCCAGGUAACUUUCAUUUCUGGUAUAUUUGUAAAGGUACAUGCAUGUGUAUCAGAUGUGUACAAAAUAAAUACACCUUUCACUCACAGGCACUCUUUUGUAUUUUUAUUCUGUUAAUUAGCACUCUUCUGCAGUCCUGGUGCUCUGCCACCAGGGGGAGAUAAACAUAUGUGAAAGAAUUUCAGUAUGUGUCACCUGUCUUAAAUAAACAAAAUCAAAAUGUCCAAUAUGUUGCAAAUACAAACAAUGACAAUAAAUGCAAACAUCAU